Schistocerca americana (American grasshopper) is the source of this 825-nucleotide messenger RNA. RefSeq names its product juvenile hormone acid O-methyltransferase-like. The record is from RefSeq and is a predicted model, not a curated record. Lineage: Eukaryota; Metazoa; Arthropoda; Insecta; Orthoptera; Acrididae. The transcript has 7 exons. The coding region runs from base 1 to 825 and encodes 274 amino acids.
AUGGAUAAGCCGGACUUGUACAACCUCGGGUGUGCUCCCCUCACGCUGCUGGCCGCCAAACAGGUUGACGAGCUGUGGCCGGUCCUCACGUGGCCGAGGCAGCCGCUGCCGGUGCUCGACAUUGGCUGCGGGCCCGGUGACGUCGCCAGGAAGAUUUUAGCUCCGCGGCUGCCACCGGGUACGAAGCUGGUGGCCUGCGACAUCAGCACAAAGAUGCUGGAGUUCUGCAGGCAGCACAACGCGCUGCCGGGCACCAUCACGUACGAGCAGCUAGACGUGGUUCAGCCCGACCUGGUGAACUCCGCCGUGUGGCAGUACGCGCCCUUCGGCAAGGUGUUCUGUCUGCUGCUGCUGCAUUGGGUGCCCGACAACAGGCGUGCUGUCCAGAACAUUCACAAGCUGUUGGUGCCUGGAGGAGAGGCUGUCUUCAGCAUAAUAGCUAACAUGGUGUUUUACACAGCGUUUGAAGAAAUGGCGAAAGACUCGCGUUGGGCGCGGUACAUGCAGGACGUGGAGGAGUUUGUUUCUCCGUACCAGCACAGUGAGGACCCAGUGAGCGACUUCCGCCAGCUGCUGCAGAGCGAGGGCUACCAGGUGCUGCACUGUGACGUAGCGCCGCAGGUGCUCUUCUUCCCGAGUGAGAUGCAGCGCAGAGUUGUGAAACAAAUUGGGGACGUGGCGGAGUUCGUUUCUCCUUACCAGCACAGUGAGGACCCAGUGAGCGACUUCCGCCAGCUGCUGCAGAGCGAGGGCUACCAGGUGCUGCGCUGCGACGUGGCGCCGCAGGUGCUCUUCUUCCCGAGUGAGAUGCAGCGCAGAGCAUAA